Molecule: messenger RNA, 297 nt
Organism: Parnassius apollo (apollo)
Lineage: Eukaryota; Metazoa; Arthropoda; Insecta; Lepidoptera; Papilionidae
Source: the annotation of a GenBank genome assembly
AUGGGCCCCGGACUGGUGGCGGUGAGCGGGCGCUCGGUGCUGGAGGCGGGCUGGCGUGGGCGCGUGCCGGUGGCGGCGCAUACGGGCGCCGUGUUCCCCGGCGAGACCGUGCCCAUGCUGGUGCCCGACCCGCACAAUGCAGAAAUACUAGCGCAGGCUAUCAGCCACGACAAGCUCUUCGGCCUGCUCUGCCCUGACGAGAGCGGCACCAUGGUGUCGGGGUACGGCGUGCUGUGCGAAGUGUUCGAGGCAGGGCAGGGGGAGGGUGCGUUUGGGGGGGUGGGGGAACAUCGCUGA